Molecule: messenger RNA, 2393 nt
Organism: Pocillopora verrucosa
Lineage: Eukaryota; Metazoa; Cnidaria; Anthozoa; Scleractinia; Pocilloporidae
Product: protein zwilch homolog
Biological process (GO): protein localization to kinetochore; mitotic spindle assembly checkpoint signaling
Cellular component (GO): RZZ complex
Source: RefSeq, a predicted model, not a curated record
AUGGAGAAGUUAAAUUCCGACAUCGCUUCUCUCGAGAAAAUUUUCACGAAUUUAAAUAAUAGUAAACCUGAAAAUGUCACAGAGACGAAGUUCUUGACAUGUGAUACAGAGCACGAGUUUCUGAUUUCGUUCAUACCAUCUAAAACCUAUCAUCCGCUGCGACGAAUUGUCGGUAAGGUAUCAACCUCUUUCCUCGUUGUUGGCAAAAGUUUACAAGCUGACUGUAACGACUCUACAAAAUCUGCCGGGGAUAUAACCCCUCAGGUUGCAAGGCUCAAGAACGAAAGAGUUCCUGUGGGAAAACCACUUUCCCAAGAGGUAUUUUAUCUUACAGGCAGCGAGCCAUUGCAAUCUUAUGCCGGCGUGAGCAAGUACAACAAUCACGAUUCGAGAGGUUGUACAACUGAAUGGUUCUUGUCAGUGGAAAAUGUACAUCCGUGUUCACUCGAAGCCGCCAGGUACUUCCUCUCCGUCUAUGCAAAUGCUUUGAGAGGUUCUCUGCGACCUACUGAAGUGUGGAUUUGCGUGGAUGGUACAUGUAAGAAUCCACAAGGCAUAAUUUACCUUGGAAUGAUCCCUGAAAAUGGAACUGUCGGUAGAAAAACCGUGAGACACGUAAUUUGUACCAGCAAGAAUGAGCCGAUUACAACUAGAGAAGAUCUGCCAGAGCUCAGCUCCUUCCUACAUCAUCAUCUGUCAUCCAGUUUGUCGACAACCUUUGUUGAAACCCAUGGCUAUGCACUGUAUGAAGUCAUGGGCGCAUCAAAUUUUAGCGCACAAGAUGGGGAAAACAGUCGAAUUACAGUUGAGUUAACAUGGAGUGGUGUCAGUUCUCUUCUCCAGUCUCAUCCUCAUUCCUGCGAUGGUGUUCUCCAUGUAAGGAACAUUCCAGGCAGUGUCCAUCUUGCAACACACUCACUGUACCUAGAAUUGGUACGAGUGGAUGCUUUCUUUAAGAUAUUAGGAGAAGAGGAUUAUCCUUGGCCACCACUUGCAGCUGUCAGUGAAAAAACAGUUGUUUCACAAAUGGAUGGAUUCUUCACCAAGCUUAACUCCAGUAAUGUGUUUCCACCAGUGGUCGAUGAUGAGGAGAGUAAGGAGGAUGCAAAUGAUUGUACCUUUGCCGAGGGGUCAAUGGCCCACCUGACCUUUCAAGAAUUUGCUCGAAAGGAUUUGGAUUUUACUGAGAGACUUUGGCUUCUGCUGAAGGAUUGCGUUGAUGAAGAUGAUCUUGCUGGUUCAUUGCAAAUGUGUUGUAUGGCUCUGUUCAAUAACAAAUGUCAACCUGUUGUCCACAGUUCCAACAUGACUUCAUUAGCAGUUUUUAUUAGGGAUUUGUUGCAGUUUGAAACUAAAGAACAGCUGGAGAAACUUCAAACUAGGGCCAAGAAAUUCCUAUCUCCUGAUUCAGCCAUCAAAUGCCUAGUAGAAAUUGGCUGUGAAAAACUUGCAAGGGACUAUAGCCAAUAUUUUAUUCAACAGGAACUUGCCACCAUGGGGCAACUGGCAAAUUAUCUAGACAACAAUGCCCCACUGGGCACCCGGGUUUCUCACAUCAUAAAGCUUCAUCAAAUACUAGAGCUGGUUGUCACUGCCAAAUCAGUAACCAGACUUGGUCAUGAAAAUAUGAGAUCCUUGACCCAAAGUGCUUUGAUGUAUUAUCAGACACAUGCAGACUCUGAUAACCAGCAUCCCACAUUCUCGUUGUCACUGCCAGCAUUCGGAUCCACUUCAGGAGCAGCUGUGAAAAGCAUCUGCUCGUCAUCCAAUCCUGCAGUUUGGUGUGUUUCCUUUAGGUCAAAAACAAAGACUGGAGAUCACACCACAAUGGUGCAAUUAAGCACAAGUCACCCAGGCAGGGGAAUUUCUGCAAGCCCUGGGUAUAAUGUCACUGAAUUGAAUGAUGAAGACUUUGAUUCAGACAAGGAGAAAUUUCAGUAUUUUCUGACCUGUGCUAAGCAGGUGACAAUGCCAGUUGUAUAGCAACCCUGUAUAGUGGAAAAAAUUGAACAGAUUGUGCACUCUCAGAAGGAGAUGUUAAACAGAAUUAAAGAACAUUUUGUCAGAAUAUUCUUUGGUAUGCUCCUGAAGUAAAAGAGUUAAAGUUUAUGUAAUUUGAAAUUGUUGUAGCUGGAACAAUUGCAAGCAUUAGAGUUUCCUAUUUUGCCUGUCAACUCCCUUCAUCUGUACAUUAAUUUACUUCAAACUUCUACAUAUCUUCUUUGUCAAUAAGUUUUAAGAUAGUUUAGUUUUAUACCCAUAAGAGACUAAGACUCAUUACCUAUUGGGAGGAUAAUAUUUUGAAAUCAUAGAUUGAUAACUUCUGGGGUUAAGUUUUUUUCCAAUGGCUUUGAACAUUAUUGGAUUACAGUGGUAGAUCAAGGGGAGGGGCC